Molecule: messenger RNA, 609 nt
Organism: Magnolia sinica
Lineage: Eukaryota; Viridiplantae; Streptophyta; Magnoliopsida; Magnoliales; Magnoliaceae
Exons: 1
Coding region: 1-609 (202 amino acids)
Molecular function (GO): RNA-DNA hybrid ribonuclease activity; nucleic acid binding
Source: RefSeq, a predicted model, not a curated record
AUGGCAACUGCUGCUUUCCGAGUUCGACAUCACUUAUGUCACUCAAAAAGUAAUCAAGGGACAAGUACUAGUCGUCAUUUAGUGGUAUAUUCUCUGCCUAAUUAUCAACUACUGAAGACCUUCUUCCCUGACGAGGACAUCCUCCUAAUCGAGGAAAAAGAAGAAAGAAAGGCAGGAGAGUGGACACUCUUCUUCAACGGAGCUGCGAACUCAAAGGAGAGUGGAGUAGGAGCAAUAUUCUACUCUCUCGACGACGUCUCAAUCCCCAUCUCCAGGCGGUUAGCAUUAUAUUGCACCAACAACGUGGCUGAAUAUGAAGCAUGUAUUGCCGGUCUACGAGAAGCCAUCAUCCUCAACAUGAAAAGAUUGCAGGUCUUCGGGGACUCACAACUCAUCAUUAAUCAGACAAAUGGCGACUGGAAAACCAAAGAUAAAAAGUUAAUCCCUUACCAUGUCUAUCUGGAGAAUCUAACCGAGAAAUUUGAAGUGAUCACAUUCUCUUAUAUGCCCCAAGCCAAGAAUCAAUUUACGGACACCCUGACUACCCUUGCCUCAAUGCCGGAGAUCGCGAGAGGAACUGUUGAAUGGGAAGUCACCUUCGAACUCUAG